CCUGCCACCCGCUGCAGAAAAGCGGGCCACCGGCCGGCAGCGCCGCACCCUGACGCCGUCUGCGCGCACAGCCUCGGCAGCGCUCUUCGCUCGCCUCCAGUCCCUAUCCAGCGACCAGUCAGGCUGCGGGCGAGGGGAUUCCAGCCCAGGCUCCAGAGUCCGAGCCCUCAGCAUCCUAUCAGACUGGGUACCGGCAGCAGCCAUCUCAACCUGGGCUGGGAACGCAAGCGGCUUUGGAGUUGGCGGCGGCGGUGCAGCUUCCCCAGGGAGCCAACUUUAGGUCCUAACGACUCGGUGCAGAGGCCGAUCCAUCAGAUCGCUCCGCGGAGUCUCAGGGAGUGGAGCCCAGGAGCCCCCAGGCACGCCCGGGCUGCGCGUCGGGCCCCGCCCCGCGCGCCACGCCUUAAAGGGCUCGUAGGCCUGGGGCGCACGGCGGCGGCCACGGCCAUGGAAGGUGCGCUUGCCGCCAACUGGAGCGCCGAGGCGGUCAACGGGAGCGCGGCGCCCCCGGGGGCCGAGGGCAACCGCACCGCUGGGCCGCCACAGCGCAACGAGGCCCUGGCGCGGGUGGAGGUGGCCGUGCUGUGCCUCAUCCUCUUCCUGGCGCUGAGCGGCAACGCGUGCGUGCUGCUGGCGCUGCGCACCACGCGCCAGAAGCACUCGCGCCUCUUCUUCUUCAUGAAGCACCUGAGCAUAGCCGACCUGGUGGUGGCGGUGUUCCAGGUGCUGCCGCAGCUGCUGUGGGACAUCACCUUCCGCUUCUACGGACCCGACCUGCUGUGCCGCCUCGUCAAGUACCUGCAGGUGGUGGGCAUGUUCGCCUCCACCUACCUUCUGCUGCUCAUGUCGCUCGACCGCUGCCUGGCCAUCUGCCAGCCGCUGCGCGUGCUGCGCCGCCGCGCCGACCGUCUGGCCGUGCUCGCCACAUGGCUGGGCUGCCUGGUGGCCAGCGCGCCGCAGGUGCACAUCUUCUCGCUGCGCGAGGUGGCCGACGGCGUCUUCGACUGCUGGGCCGUCUUCAUCCAGCCCUGGGGGCCCAAGGCCUACAUCACGUGGAUCACGCUCGCCGUCUACAUCGUGCCCGUCAUCGUGCUUGCCGCCUGCUACGGCCUCAUCAGCUUCAAGAUCUGGCAGAACUUGCGGCUCAAGACGGCGGCGGCGGCGGCCGAGGCGGCCGCGGGGCCCGAGGGCGCGGCGGUGGACAGCGCGGGGCACGGGGCUUUGGCCCGUGUCAGCAGCGUCAAGCUCAUCUCCAAGGCCAAGAUCCGCACGGUCAAGAUGACCUUCAUCAUCGUGCUGGCCUUCAUCGUGUGCUGGACGCCAUUCUUUUUCGUGCAGAUGUGGAGCGUCUGGGACGCCGAGGCGCCCAAGGAAGCCUCGGCUUUCAUCAUUGCCAUGCUGCUGGCCAGCCUCAACAGCUGCUGCAACCCCUGGAUCUACCUGCUCUUCACAGGCCGCCUCUUCCACGACCUCGUGCAGCGCUUCCUCUGCUGCUCGUCCAGCUGCCAGAAGGGCCGCCGGCCCAGAGAGACGAGCGUCAGCAAAAAGAGCAACUCAUCCACCUUCGUCCUGAGCCCGGACAGCUCCAGCCAGAGGGGCUGCUUGCAGCCAUCCGCGGUGUGACCGGCGGGGCCAGGACCACCCCUCUUGGCUUGGAUUGUACGACAGGGGCAGUCUGGCCAUUGGUGGUCGUGUACGUGUGUGUAUAAGGUACCUUUCAGUUUGUGCCCCUCCUCACCUUGUGGGGGCUCGAGCGGGGUGGGGAAGUGGUCUCCAUGGGGGAAGGUGACAGGGUGACUCAGCCAUCAGCCAAGCCCCGGAUCUACCCUGGGCUCCCACGGGUACUCCUGCUGCCCUGACCCCACUGUUGCAUCUGGCUGCUGGAUGGGUUGUGGUUUUGUUUUGUUUUGUUUUCCCCUGGACCUGUCAUUUCACUCCAGUAUCUUUUUACUCCUUUAUCCUGGGAUCUUGUGAAAGGUGGUAAGUAUAGGAUUGGUGACCAGAUGGGUGCGGAAGCCUAGUGUUCUGAGCUUGGGAUGCAAAGUGGGACCUCGAUGGUGGUGGUGCUGGUAUCCUCCUGGCCUCAGAGUGCUUCUGCCUUCGAGUGGACUGGCGCCAGCAUCCUUGAGCACCAGCUUGUCGGGCGGUGGCCCCAGAGCAGGAGAUUCUCUUCGGAGACUGUCUGGCACAGGCAGCCACUUAAAACUUGGGUUAAAAAUUUUUAAGAGGAAAAAAAUGUUUAAGAAGCUAAUACUUGAGAAGCAGCUGGGAAAGAAAAGGAAAUAAAAGACAUCCAGAUUGGAAAAGAAGUAAAACUCCUCACAGAUGACGUGAUUUUGUAUAUAGAAAAUUCUAAGGAAUUCAUGCACACACAAACCCAUUGGAACUAAUACAUGAAUUCAAGGUUGUGGAAUACAAGGUCAAUACAAAAAUCAAGUAUAUUUCUUUACACUGGCAAUGAACAGUAUGAACAUGAAAUUAAGAAAUAAUUUCAUUUAUAAUAGUAUCAGAAAGAACAGGAAUAAAUUUAAUGAAAGAAGUGCAGGAAUUAAAUCCUGCAAACUACAAAAUAUUGUUGAAAGAAACAGAAGACUUAAAUAAAUGGAAAGACAUCCUGUGUUCAUGGCUCAGAGACUUAAAUAUCGUUAAGAUAACAAUACUCUCCAAGUUGAUGUAUAGAUUCAGUGUAAUCCCUAUCAAAAUCCUAGCUGGCUUCUUUGCACAAAUUGCUAAGCUGAUCCUAAAAUUCACAUGGAAAUUGCACAAGUAAUAGAAUAGCCAAAUAAACCUUGAAAAACAGGGACAGAGUUGAUGGAUUCACCCUUCCUGGUUCAAAACUUAUUACAAAGCUACAGUAAUCAAAAGAAUGUGGUAUAGACAAAAAGACAUAUAUAGACCAAUGUAAUGGAAUAGAGAAUUCAGGUAUAAAACCUUACGUUUAUGGCCAGUAGAUUUUGACAAGUGUGACGAGAAUUCAAUUGGGGAGAUUGUCUUUUCGAUAAAUGGCACCUGGACAGGUGGAUAUCCACAUGCAAAAGAAUGCGGUUGGAUCUCUACCUCAUACUAUAUACAAAAAUUAACUCAAAAUGCAUCAAACUAAAUGUAAGAGCUAAAACUAUAAAAGCCUUAGAAGACAACAUAGGGAUAAAUAUUUGUGACCUUGGGUUAGGCCAUGGUUUCUUAGAUAAUGACACCCAAAACAGAAGUCAAAGGAAGAAUAGAUAAAUUGGACCUCAUCAAAAUGGGGCACAAAACUUUUGUGUUUCAUAGGUCACUAUCAAGAAAGUGAUAAGACAGCUCAUAGAACGGAAGAAAAUAUUUGGAAGCCGUAUACUUGUAUCUAGAAUACAUCAAGAACUCUUACGAUUUAAGAAUGAAAAGCCAAAUAACCCAGUUUAAAAAAUGGGCAACAUAUUUGAAUAAACAAGUGAAUAGACAUAUUUUCGUAUCUUCUCCAAAGAAGAGAUAUAAGUGGCCCAUAAGCACAUGAGAAGAUGCUCAAUAUUAUUACUCACGAGGGAAAUGCAAAUCAAAACCACAGUGAAAUAGCACUGCACACCCACUAAGAUGGCUCUAAUCAAAGAUAUGGGCAACGAUAGGUGCUGGCGAGGAUGGAGAGAAAUUGGAACUCUCCUCCAUCGCUUGUGGGAAGGUAAAAUGGUGCAGCCAAUUUGGAAAAUAGUUUGGCAGUUCCUGAAAAAGUUAAACAUAGAAUUACCAUAUGAGCCAGAAAUGCUACUCCUAGGUAUUUACUCAAGAGAAACGGAAGCAUAUAUACACACAAAAACUUGUCCACAAAUGUUUAUAGCAGUAUAAUUCAUAAUAGCCAAAAAUGGAAAUAACCCAAAUACCUAUCAACUGAUGAAUGGAUAAACAAAUGUAGUAUAUCUAUACAACAGCACAUUAUUGAACUAUGGAAAGCAAGGAAGUACUGACACAUGCUCCAACAUGGAUGAACUUUGAAAACAUCAUGCUAAGUGAAAGAAGCCUUGCGAAAAGCCACAUACUACAUGAUUCCAUUUAUAUGACAUGCCCAGAAUAGGCAAAAUUACCAAGACAUAUUAUACAAUAGUGGUUGCCAGGGGCUGGAGGCUGGGGUGGAUGGGGAGUGACUGCUAAGCCCCAUAUGGGGCUUUUUUUGUGAUGAUGAAAAUUUUCUGGAGUUAGUGACGUGCACGAUUUUGAGAAUAUGCUAAAAGCCACUGAAUUAAAUACUUAAAAAAAUGUUUACCAGCUGAAUUCAGAGGCAACCAGCUUGAAGGAUGCAUUUCUUGGAAUAUCUUACCUCCCAGAACUUUUGUUUCUCACUGACUCACCAUUUCAGAAGAAUCCAUGGUUUUCUUACUCAGUUUUCCUGCGAGAGAUGGUGUUUCCGGUUUCAGCAAAAGUACCAGCAGUGAUAAUACCUGGUAAACAUGUCGUCAGAUGUCCUCUCAGCCUUGAGAUACAACAUGACCAUGUCCAAGAAGCACCUUUAGUCGUUAAAUGCAGGAUGUUAUAGAUGAGAGGUUUUCCGACUGGGACUGGCCAGCUCAGUGGCACUCUGGGGCACUUUUUUUAUUUGCACAUAUAUUUUUGGACUCACUGUGACACAACAAGAGCACUUCCCAAAGCCCCAGGUCUCCACACACACUUUCCUCUUCUCCCUCCACACUGCAUUGUACACACACGUGCACAUACACACGCACACAGUAGAAUGAGCUAGCAGGGUCUGGAUGUUCAGGGAGAAGAGAGGCAUGCACUGAAAUGCCAGUGUUCGAAACCCCAGCAUUUAGGACAAGAUCUUCAGUAUACCUGGAGACUGAGAACGAUGUCAUCUUUGGACCCAGAGGCAGUGCAGUGUUGCUGUGACGGGCGCUUAGUGUCAACACCAGCCAGUCCUGGCUCUUUGGGAAGCUAACAGGAUGCUGGUUUGGGGUUCCGUGCCCACAUCCAGGACACUGGGCACCCUGGGUGCAAGUGCAGCAGUGGUGGGGUCUUUUGGCAUUUGAGCCUCUCUGCUCACCAGCCAGAGACGCCCCAUUCUCUGCUGUUCCCAAGGAAGUUGCCAUCCUAGCAGCCGCCAGAGGCCACUGGGGAUCAAGGAGACAGCCACUCAGUAGAUGUUUCUGACCACGGGCACAACCUUGCUGAGAACCCAGGAGUUGCAGGGUUCUUGGGCAUCAGAACCAGCCGGGACACUUUCAUCAUUCUUCUCCUGUGAAAGCUCUGGUUGGGACCUUGGCUCUCAUUAUGGCGCAGGAGUCUUGUAGCCAGUCAGUGACAUUUGAUUCCAGCAGCGCCGCUGGCUACACGCCCCUCCACUCCCAGUCUCGUCCUGGAGAGUAUUUUCACAAUCGCUUGCUCUUUCCCCAACCCAAGCCUGGAAGAAGGAGAGUAGGGGUCCAGGACGCUGACUCGGGCUCGGUCGUUUCUGUCCUCCUCUGGACCCCACUCCUAAGGUCCUCCAACCACCUUUGCCCACAGUUUCAGGCCUGUUUACAAACCAAACGCAUGCCUGGAGGUGCCGAUAAAUUGGAGCGUGCAGAUUUUCUUCCGGAAUGUUUCAUCGUUCUGAUAUUGAAAAGUGAAAUGCGAACACUUGAGGACUCUGAGCCUUAUCUCUUUAGGCCCUGAAAAAAAGUCUGUCACAACAUUUGGUCUCCCCUGGGGAAUGGGUCUACGGGUUAUGACUGCAGGAAGCUGCCUUUUAAGAAGAUCCUGGUUUCAAAGUGCUCGACCUUUUGUGUUUAAUUGCGAUGAAACGCCCCUAAAUGCAAAAUGUGAAUUCCUCGAUUUUGUUCUACUUGGUGACUUUCUGUGGCACCUGCUGUCUGUGCGCAUUGGUGAAUGAUGUACCCGAUAACGAGAUGCCUGCUUCAUUAGCUGCUUUAUAAA
This is a messenger RNA of Balaenoptera acutorostrata (minke whale), 5877 nucleotides long. It is a transcript of the gene OXTR, whose product is annotated as oxytocin receptor. The transcript is spliced from 3 exons. Lineage: Eukaryota; Metazoa; Chordata; Mammalia; Artiodactyla; Balaenopteridae. The coding region runs from base 448 to 1623 and encodes 391 amino acids. Gene Ontology annotation, biological process: G protein-coupled receptor signaling pathway; maternal process involved in parturition; regulation of systemic arterial blood pressure by vasopressin. Gene Ontology annotation, molecular function: oxytocin receptor activity; peptide binding; vasopressin receptor activity. Gene Ontology annotation, cellular component: membrane. The record is from RefSeq and is a predicted model, not a curated record.